GCCCGAGGUUUGCCGAUCGCACACUGUAGAGAAAUUAGAUCACGGUGUGUUUACGAGGGUGGAAUACUACGUAGAAGGGCAAUGCAAAAGGCUGUGAGUUUUUUCAGGUAUGGAAUGUCAUGGAAUGAACUGGGAAUAAAUGUCAACAGACUGCAGGGGCGGACUCAGAUUCUACGUGAGACGGGGGCAUGGAGUCGCACAUUAUCAACAAAACCAUCGCAAAGUAUCAGCUCCGGUGAUCGAGAAAAAAGUCAUGACAGCAGUCGAUUGUUUGCAAAUGUUAAAGUUUGCGUAGCAUUAGGUGUCACAGGAAGUGUGAUAUGGCUUAUGUCAAAAAGAAGACAUGCAGUAGAGGCUGCAACAAGCCAAACAGCAGGGGCACUGAAGACAGGACUGCCUACCUACUCUUUAGAUGAAGUAGCCAAACACAACAAAAAAGAAAAUAGAAUCUGGGUCACGUACAAAAAUGGUGUGUAUGACAUCACAGAUUAUGUGUCAAACCAUCCAGGGGGGUCUAGAAUUUUACUGGCUGCUGGUUCCUCCAUUGAGCCCUACUGGGAGAUGUAUGCAGCCCACAAACAGGAUGAAAUUUAUGAUAUGCUGGAGGAAUUGAGAAUUGGUAACAUUACAGAAAAACCAAAGGAGGAAAAAGUUGAUAGGAAAGAUCCAUAUGCUAAUGAUCCACAAAGGCACAUGGCAUUAAAACCGAGUUCCAAGAAACCCUUUAAUGCAGAACCUCCUCUUUCUCUACUCAGGUACAGUUUUCUCACACCAAAUGAUUUGUUCUUUGUUAGAAACCAUCUUCCAGUACCAGAUAUUGAUCCAAAGAAGUACCAGUUGACAAUUUCAAUAGCUGGAUCCAAAAAAUCAAUAAAUCUGAGUCUUAAUGACUUGAAAAGAAAAUUUGACAAAAAAUCAGUGGUGUCUGUCGUUCAGUGUGCAGGCAAUCGCAGAAGUGAGAUGGUGAAAAUUAAACCUGUCAAAGGUCUAAACUGGGGAUCUGCAGCCAUAAGCAAUGCAGACUGGGCAGGUGCUUGUCUAGAUGAUGUCUUAAAGAAAGCAGGUAUUGACAUUGAUACAGUAAAUGCUAAACAUAUCAUAUUUGAUGGAGCUGAUUCAGACCCUACAGGAUCCAAUUAUGGUGCAUCUAUUCCUAUUGAUAUGGCCAGGAGGUUGAAGAAAGAUAUCAUAGUCGCCUAUGAGAUGAAUGGCAAGGACAUUCCAAGAGAUCAUGGUUAUCCUGUCCGAAUUAUUAUUCCAGGGGUUGUUGGAGCCAGACAGGUAAAGUGGCUGAACAAAAUUACAUUAAGUGAUGAAGAGAGCACCUGCCACUGGCAGCAGAGAGAUUACAAAGGAUUUCAUGCUUCCAUUGAUUGGCAUAAUGUGGACUUUAGUACUGUGCCUGCUAUCCAUGAACUACCCGUUCAGUCUGCCAUCUGUGAACCUGAGCCUGGGACCAUCCUGGAGGAUGAUACAGAAGUUACUGUAAAGGGUUACGCCUGGAGUGGAGGGGGACGUGGAAUUGUACGAGUGGAUUUGUCUGCUGACGGCGGGAAAACCUGGCAUUCUGCAGAGUUAUCUCCCACAGACCAGCCCCUGUACAAAACAUAUGCUUGGACAUUCUGGGAGGGGACUAUUCCUCUUCCCAAAGAUCACAAAGGUCAGGUGGAAAUCAUCUGCAAGGCAGUAGAUUCCUCAUACAAUGUUCAGCCUGAUAAUGUGGAGGGCAUUUGGAAUUUGAGAGGAGUGUUGAGUAAUGCUUGGCACAAGGUGCUGGUCAAAGUACCAAGGUCCUGAAAAUCUAGUAUCCUUCAGUAUCAAUAAAGAUUUCCAAAUUCAUGUGUACAAUCAGGUAUAUUACACUUAUUUCAACUUCAAGUCAUGAAAAUAUUGUGCAACGUUUCAUACUAUUAUCAGAGUGCAGGUUUCUUCAAAUCAGAAAUGAAAAAUAAAAGUAAACAAAAAUCAGACUUUCUCAUACAAUGAAUGAAUAGUUUUGUACACUAUAUUUACCUUAGGCUGAUCCAUUGUUUAUUGAUUAAAUUUUAAUUCUGUAACAUUCCUAGUCAAACACCAUCAUAAAUUUGUGGAAAGAUCAAUGGAACAAAAUGGGUAAAGAUUUUGAUUAGUAUAUAACCUUGCAGUUAAUAAUUUUCUUUUAAAAAUAUCAAGAUAUUGAUGAUAAAAAUACAUUGAAGAUUUUUUUCUUAAAAUUCAGUUUCAAACUACUCAACUUGAAAUUCCAACCGAAUUUUAAAAUUGGAUUAAAUUAAAAUCGUAAAAUAACAACUUAAAAAAAAAACAACAAAAAAGUAAAUGAGUUGGAUUUUACGCAGUUUUUUUGUUGUUGUGCACUGUAAGCCUGGUGUGUUUUUGUGUUGUAAAUCAGACAGCGGUGUUAUGUGACAGUUGCUCAUUAUUCACAGACAAAAUCUGACACAACAUGACACUAAAUCACAGGACAGUGCUGUUUUAUUUUAUAAUUUCCUCUAUCUUAUACAUGUGUAAAGUCAAGUUUGAAACAAACUUCCAUUUUUUCCUUUUCCUAUUAAGGUUAAAAUGCAUAAUAACAAAUGUGACUUUUAAAUGAUGAAUCUAACUAAGUUAUUUUUGCACAAUUUUUCCAAACAGACAAGUACAGACCUCGCACUAGCCAACUGUAAAUGAUGUCUGUCUAAAUGUGGCUUUAAUUUCCCUCAGGUGUAGUUUGGAUUUUAAUUAUUUUUUAUUACAUUUACGCUUUGUCAUUUUCUUGUUAUUUCUCCAGUUCAGUGAGGGAUGUAUAGUGAAGAGAAUAUUUUGUUAAUGUAUCUGCAGCAAAUCAGUUUCUUAGGUAUUGAUCAGAUUUUAGUCAGUUUUAAGAGAUACAUGCAGUAUAAUAUCUUACUGAUUGAAGAACAAAAAAUGUUUUUGAAAAAAAAAUUGGAAAUUCAUUCUUUUAAAAAAUAUAUGUAUGUACCCAAAUUCAGGUAUUGUAAAAUAUAGAUGCAAAUUGAGUUUUGCAGCUACUAGUAUAUGUCAUAUUGAUUUCAUUUAGUGUAAAACAUAAAUUUCAAAUCAUUUGUUCUCAAAGAGAUUUAUCAUUAUUGAAUAAGGUAUGCUGAAAUUUAUUUGCGGCUGAAAUAAAACAUUACUUUAAAAAUCAUUGAAAUGAUUCAACAAAACUAUGACUGGAGAGAGAGAGAGAGAGAAAUGCAGAGUUUUAUUUGUUUUUCAUGAUGAUAAUAUAAACUUGUACAUGUAUUUCAUGUAUUUUAAGAAAUAUAAUAUCAUUGAAUAUUGAAAGGAUUAACUAUUGAUUGUGAAUUGAUAUGGUGUAUUAUUAAUGUGACAUUGUAUUUUCUUAAUAAAAAAAUAAACCAAA
Messenger RNA from Saccostrea echinata, 3364 nucleotides. RefSeq names its product sulfite oxidase-like. The coding region runs from base 82 to 1797 and encodes 571 amino acids. The transcript is spliced from 5 exons. NCBI's taxonomy places the organism in Eukaryota, Metazoa, Mollusca, Bivalvia, Ostreida, Ostreidae. Gene Ontology annotation, molecular function: molybdopterin cofactor binding; heme binding; molybdenum ion binding. Gene Ontology annotation, cellular component: mitochondrion. The record is from RefSeq and is a predicted model, not a curated record.